AUGUAUAAAAGCAUAAAUGAGCAAACAUCUCAAUAUUGCUCUUUUUUCCAGUGUGACAAGAACUUGGAAUCGAACACGUCAUACCUAAACCUGCCGUCUACAAGACAAGAACUGAAAGCAUACGAGGACAGGAAUCAGACGCAUGCAUCUAUCCAUCAGAAGGGUCUAUCCAUAAGCAGCAAAGAUACGUUUCUACUAUCCACCGUGGUGUGCUCGACAAAACUAACACAAAAUGUUGAUCUUCUUGGAUUAUUGAAGUGGAGAGCUGAACCUGAUAAGAUUAGACAGAGUCUGGAAUCACUCAUGAAGGUCGAUGGUGAAGAGGUUGUCAAGUUUCUACAAGACACGUUAGAUGCUCUGUUUAGCAUCAUGGCUGAGAACCCACAGUCUGAAGAGUAUGACAGACCUGUAUUCAAUGCUGUGGUGUUCAUCAUAGGGUUAAUCGCAGAUAGGAAAUAUCAGCAGUUUAGACCAGUACUGGAUACAUACAUCAAUGAACACUACAGUGUUACAUUUGCCGACCACAAACUUGCCAAGGUAUUAAAGGACCUAUUAGACAGUGCUGGUGAGCUAGACAGUCCUACGCAGCUUCUCCAAGCUCUCAAAGCCAUAGAGUAUCUAUUCAAGUUCAUUCUCAGGUCCAGGAAACUCUUUGUGGCUCUUCAUGGUGAGGCAACGGGUCGGCAAGGGUUUGAGCCCGGGUUUGAGUCUUCCAUAAGAGAGGUCUUCCGCCCCUCAACUGGUUAAUGACAUACACAGAUGAUCUGAUGGUUCUAUGCCAAGGAGCUGCCAUGAGGUUCCUUCCACAUAUCAUCAAGGACACCAUGCAACAGUUCAUCCCCAAAGAGCUUGCCAUACACCUGAAGGAGUUCAUCCUCAAUCUGCCUCCAGACCGUCUUGUCAAUCAGAAGCUUGAGUGCCUCAGAGACUUUGUCCAGAGUGAGAUCUUCAAAGUCAGAGAAUGCAGAGCAGUACUUCUGCCUAUGAUGACAGGUCAACUCAACACGCUCAUCUUGAAGAGAGAAGAAAUGAAAUCAUGCGCUGAACUCUUCCAGGAGAUCCUUGAUACCUUAUGGCAGAAAGAAACGAAAUGUACCCAUGGUGACACAGCGGAGGUGAUGCAUGUAUUAUUCAGGACAGUCAUUCAAGCUGUCAUCUACAUGUACCUAGAGCAAGAUCUUGGUCUCAUUGUA
Messenger RNA from Lytechinus variegatus (green sea urchin), 1193 nucleotides. RefSeq names its product dedicator of cytokinesis protein 1-like. Bases 1 to 747 code for a protein of 248 amino acids. Gene Ontology annotation, cellular component: plasma membrane; cytoplasm. Gene Ontology annotation, molecular function: small GTPase binding; guanyl-nucleotide exchange factor activity. Lineage: Eukaryota; Metazoa; Echinodermata; Echinoidea; Temnopleuroida; Toxopneustidae. Gene Ontology annotation, biological process: cell migration; small GTPase-mediated signal transduction. The record is from RefSeq and is a predicted model, not a curated record. The transcript is spliced from 9 exons.